AUGGUUGUUUAAAUAUUAUAAAUAAAAAUAAAUGAAGAUGAUCAUUAAUAUAGAAAAUACGAUGUAUACUUCUCACCUGAUGAAUUUUGUAGUUAAGAAAACUCUAUUCGUUUAUUGGAUUUUAAAGGAGGAAAAUAAAUUGUAACUUUAGAUAAAAAAUAUCAAGACUACACAGUACAGUUUAAAACCCUCUAAAUGAGGAACAAUCAUCAUGUCGAAUGCAGUAUUUUUUAAUUUAUUUUUAGUCAGCUCUAAUAUUCUAAUAUUGCUAUUCUUCUUAGCUCACCAUUGCCAAUAUUUUAAACAUAAAAGUUCUAAUUCUUUCAAGAAAAUUUUUGAAUCAUUAUGGAAUAGAUUUCAACCCAUUUUUUAAAUUUUAAGGAAGUUAAUUUUAAAUAAAAUAAAAUUAUUAUAAAAGUGA
Molecule: messenger RNA, 421 nt
Organism: Paramecium sonneborni
Lineage: Eukaryota; Ciliophora; Oligohymenophorea; Peniculida; Parameciidae
Source: the annotation of a GenBank genome assembly